This is a messenger RNA of Stereum hirsutum FP-91666 SS1, 2127 nucleotides long. RefSeq lists its product as uncharacterized. The coding region runs from base 1 to 2127 and encodes 708 amino acids. The record is from RefSeq and is a predicted model, not a curated record. NCBI's taxonomy places the organism in Eukaryota, Fungi, Basidiomycota, Agaricomycetes, Russulales, Stereaceae. The transcript has 5 exons.
AUGCCCACCAGCGAAACUCAGGCUGGUGCUGCAGAACCUUCGGAGUCGCAAUCGGAGUCCGCCCGAACCGCGAACGUCCUCUCAGAUUCUCUAUGUUCGAUUUGUCUCAGCCGGUUGACUGUCUCCGGCGAGCAGGUAGGACAGUUCUUCGAUUGUAAGGAAGAGGCCGAUAUUCUCCAGGUAGAUAAGGCUAUAUGGGCUGGUGUCAUGGAUGAGGACAUCGAGGGCACGGUUAAGUUGUCAAGUGAGGAGAACGAUAUCAAACUAUGCCCAACAUGCCACCUGUCGUAUUUCGAACCCGGAUACAUAGCCUUCUGUCCACACAGCCACGUCGUCCGAUACCUCUUACAUCGUAUUGUGGAAGAAGACGACAACCGUACAUUUGGAGAGAUUCUCGAUGGUGUAGAGAUUACCGGCGAGCCUGAAUACCUCCUUCCCUUCCUUGGACUGUACCAUCUCGUCCGAGUGCACAAUGGUCCUCUACCUCCUCUACUCGUGCACUUACCACCUCGCUCUCGCCUCGGGGUAAGGUAUUGGGCCGCAGGACGCUCGAUAGGAGCCUCCCACGAGAACCCUUCUAAUGAUCAAACAUAUCGAAUAUUUGACGCUCAAAUGAACACGACCUCUCCUAGCAACACCGGAAGUCCAUCCCAUCUCGAUAACACCAAGGCGGCCCCCAUCAUUCUCGGGGGAUUCGACCCAGAAGCAGAAGCGUUCGAAUCCCUGGUCCUCGAAGCCUCCCAUUCAAAAUCAUCCGAUGGUACAGAGUUCCAACAUCGUCUCUGGCGUCUCAGCAACCCGGCAGGUCUUAUCCUCUCUCAUUUAUGGUAUAGGCUCACCAGUAAUCCUGGCGUACGGAAUCAUGCUCUCGAUCUUGGAAUGCCGACGGAGCUUGUUGGUCUUGUUGUGCAGUUGUUCCAUAGAAGGGUUAUACAGAAGUCGUUGGCGACAUUCCAGAGUGGCGGUGGUGACAGUAGUGGUGGUGGCGGCGAUAGUGGUGGCGGAGGCGGUGACGAUGAUGGCGAUGGGGAUGACCAUGCCGAAGACGAUGGCUUUGAGGAGUUUUUCGACGAGGCCGUCGAUGCGUGCGGACCCAUGGUUGUGCGCCGAAGGGAUCCGUCCGGGAGCAAUAUUGAUGGUGAGUCCGAAAUCGAUGAGCUCGAUGAAAGCGACAAGUCCUCCAGGAGCCCGACUCCGAUGGUCCGCGGGAUUGUAGUCGAGGAGGUAGUGACUCCAUCCAGUGCCGAUACUGAAUUUAUUCCGGGAGCCGAAGUGGUCAUAGGGACAGCUCAGGCGUCGUCCAGCAUAAUUCAAACGCCUGCUGAGGUGAACCCUGGCGCCGAAUACCCUUAUGUUGUGUCGGGGCAUGUUUCCUCGCCACAUGAAGUUAAUGGAGGACCUCCCAAUGUAUUGGUAUCUGGAGGGCCAAUCACCGUCAAAAGAUCUGCACAGACGCCUUCGACAAAUGAUCCGGACCCUGAAUGGCCUGGCGAUUCUGAUGGACUUGAGGUAAUCCCUCCGGACUUGGUACGGGAUUCGAUCCAUCCUACAAGUACGUAUCGGCCGCAUCCUGACAUACAAUCACCACCAUUGGCCCAAUCCGAGGUGCCACCCAUUCCCACUAGAAGGACGUAUGCAUUCCCUGGCUUCAUCCAUAGUCCCGUCGACAACCCAAUAUGUGUCGUCCUCCCCGUUUCCUCAGAGUAUUCCUUCUCUUGGACUCCACAUCUCCUACCUAUGGACCCGGCCAGAGUCUCCAUUCUCCCUAAAACCCGAGAUAAACACCGUCUUCUCUUCGGCUAUGUCCUCGACGAAACCGCAAUUAAACUUCGCGGUGCACAGGAAUAUUUCGCAACGGACGAUGAAGGCAGGUAUCACGCCAUGUCACGAUUUCAUAUGAUCCUCGAAUGGACGUGUGGGAUUGCAUCGGAGAAGGAUAUACAUUUGGCGAUGUUGGGGCCCAAAUAUGAAAGCGCGCUGUGUGUUUGUUUGGCGCAGAAUUUGAGCGAGGAGAUGAUGAGGGUUGAUUGGGAGAAGCUGGAAAAGUUGAAACGUGUGCUUGGGACGAGGGAGGAGCCGAGGUGGUAUAGGUAUGCUUGGAAACUUUUCCAUAACGAUGACGAGUAG